Protopolystoma xenopodis is the source of this 219-nucleotide messenger RNA. The record is from the annotation of a GenBank genome assembly. NCBI's taxonomy places the organism in Eukaryota, Metazoa, Platyhelminthes, Monogenea, Polystomatidea, Polystomatidae.
CUGGCUGACCACGAUGCUUCGGUGCUCGUAGGCCCAACCGAUUUUGAAAUGAUGGUGCUGCGGGGCUCAAAGAAGCGGAACGCGGAGACACGCAGUAGCGUGUUUCUCCUUUUUCUCAAAGAACUAAGCCUCGAGACAAUCUACGAGCAAUUGGUUGGGGCAAGAGCUUGUUAUAGAAGUGCGGCGCACGAUGAUGUCCCAUUAUUCUUCAGCCAAUAG